UGGAACUGUACUUCCUAUACAAAAUUUUACCGAUCUUUGAAUAUACUUGUACAUGAUUGGCUGUACUCCUACAUCUAUUGUGAUAUGUACGCUAUUUUGAAAAGCAGAACUGUUGCUAUGUUGUCAGUUUUUAUGCUAUCUGCAAUUGUUCACGAAUAUAUCGUAGCCAUUUCUCUCAGAUUUAUAUUCCCUCCUUUAUUCACAUUAUUUUACAUAGCUGGUAUUAUAUUCAUUUUUAUGACUCGAAGAAGAACCUCAAACUUCUGGAACUUUUUCCUUUGGUUUACUUUGUUGCUAGGAUAUGGACUUUUACUAGUUUUCUACUCUUUGGAAAUGUCUGCCAGGAUCAACUGCCCGAGGAUUUUAGAUUCUUGGCUAGACUAUGCAGUUCCUCGGUUUCUCCAUUGCAAUGUGAUAUCUUUCCCAGUUUAGCGUAAAAGUUUAGUUAAAAAGCUUUUUAGUAAAAAUAUAACAAUCUAACUCGACCUGUAUUCUAAAUAAAUAGAAUUCCGGACAAUCCACUGAAAAUUUAAUUUUAGAUAUAUGUUUAACAUGUAUUUGGAAAUAGAGUGCCUCUAAUUUUGGGAGACUUAUUUAAGUAAUAUUGUAAAUUAUAAAUUUUCGAAUAUGUCCAAACUUAUUUGAAUAUCAUUAAGAGUGUAUCUCACUUUCUUUAAUUAUAAACAAACUUUUAAAUCGAUGAAAUUAAGUAUGUCUUACUACUGUAGAUGUAGAAUUCUAGAAACUUUUACAGAAAUGGA
Messenger RNA from Argiope bruennichi, 761 nucleotides. Its product is annotated as sterol O-acyltransferase 1-like. Gene Ontology annotation, cellular component: endoplasmic reticulum membrane. The record is from RefSeq and is a predicted model, not a curated record. Bases 85 to 432 code for a protein of 115 amino acids. Gene Ontology annotation, biological process: cholesterol metabolic process. The transcript has 4 exons. NCBI's taxonomy places the organism in Eukaryota, Metazoa, Arthropoda, Arachnida, Araneae, Araneidae.